This is a messenger RNA of Tetrahymena thermophila SB210, 2346 nucleotides long. RefSeq names its product transmembrane protein, putative. The transcript is spliced from 2 exons. The record is from RefSeq and is a predicted model, not a curated record. Lineage: Eukaryota; Ciliophora; Oligohymenophorea; Hymenostomatida; Tetrahymenidae.
AUGUAGGAUCAAUAAAAAUAAGAUAUCCCUCAUAAAAAAUUUUCUAAAAAAAGGGUCUAAUAACUUAGUACUAUUAUAGAGAAUGGGGAAAGCUAUAUGGCUAGUCCACAUCCAAAAAGCUAUGGUUUAUAAGAAAUAGAUAGUACUCCUAGCAGCAGAAUAGAUACAUUAAAAUAAGAUAAUGAUAAUCAACAAUAAAGAGCAAAUUAGAUAAAUAAAUAAAGAUUUAACUCAGUAAAAAAGAAAAUAUCAAGGUUUUCUGAUAAAAUAGAAGAAGAGUCUGUUUAAAGCUAAACCGAUAAGAAAGAAGUAUAAGAAUUACCUGCAAAGGAGCAUGAAAUAGAUAAAGAAAAAACUAAUAUCAAAUCUAAUUAAGCUAACUCUCAAACUAAAAAAAAAUAGUAAAAAAGAAAGGAAUCAAACUGCAGUAGCGAAAAUCAAAAAAAAUCAGAGAGUUAAAAAAAAAGUGAGAAAAUAAUUUUUAGUGCUAAAGAAGAUGAAAUGAUUAAAAAUAUUAAGAUCAGUUUAACUAAUAUUCCCAUCGAUAUAGAUUUGGAAAGUUAAAAAGAAAAUAAGCCAGAAGCAAUCAUCAUAAAUGAAUAUGAUACUACUUUAAAUAUUUUAAAGUUCUUUUUGGAUAAAAAAAUUAGAUUAUAAGAGAAACUACUCUUUUUUGUUUCAGUAAGCUUGAUAAUUGCUGAUAUGGGAGCCAGCAUCCAUGGUUUUUACUUGUUUGCUAGUACUUCUUGCUUUGGACAUGAAUCUGAUAUGGAAUUUAGCGAUGUUAUUAAUAUUAUUUUCUCAGUAAUUUUAAAAUUCUGCUGUAUAAAUAUUAUUAUGUAAGAAAUUACAAAUAGCUUACCUGGUAAUAUGAAAUUGCCAUAUUUAAUACCACUAUGUAUUAUGGGUGUAGUCCCUUGUUUAUAGCUAAACUAAUUUGUUUUUAGUUUUACCUAGUGUAAAUAGCUAAACCCGAUUAUUUCUUAUGGUGUAGCAAAAUAAAUAACUAAUGUUCUUUGCUAUAUUUUUAUCUCAAUAAUAGGAAUGAUUUGCAUAUUAAUUAUGAUUAUAAGAAUAGAAAUUACAAGGUAAACAUGGAAAAGGUUAAAAAAUAUAGGUUUUUAUGUAUUAGUAGGAGGCUUUUUACUCAGUAUGAUUUUUAUAUUUAUUUUUGCUAGUGUUGUUUAAUCCAAUCAAUAAUUUGUUCUAUUUUUAUGCCUAGACAAUAUUACUUUUUGGGUUUUCUUUUUCAUUUGUUCAUUUUACUCUGUAAGAAAACUUUACUACAAAUUAGAGCCUUUUCCUUAUUAACCUUAAUUUAGCUAGCAAGUCAAUAGUUAAGUUCAGCUCUAUGCUCAUGAAGAGGAACUAGAAAGCUAAAGGCUAACUUAAGAAAGUAAAUAAAAAAAAAGUCUACCAAAUAAAAUUAAAAAGAAGAAAGUAUUUAAGGAAGAUUAAAUCAAUAUACUCCCAAUAAUUAAUAAUUAGUAAAAGUAAUAAUAAGAUCAAUAAUAAGCUCAGAAUAUUUUACAAAAAUUAAAAAAGAAAAAGAAAAAAAUAAUGUUUUCACCUUAAAAUAAUAUAGAUUUAGAAAGCUAGUAAAAAACUUAGCAAUUUUCAUUUCACUCAAUACUAAAAUAAGAACAGCACUAGGGAUCUGCUGAUUCUGUAGAUAGUCAAUCUAAAAUGGUCAGUAGUUUAGAGAAAUCACCAGUUAAAUAGUAAGAUGAUUAAUCUUAACCAGAAUUUCAUUAAGAUGAUGCAACAACUUCUUCAGUUUCAAAUGUAGGAAGGCCAAAGAAGCUUUCAAAAUUUAGAAAGAACAAUACACAAAAUCCACCUUCAGUUGGUUUUUUAAUAGCAGAUGAAUAAAAUAUCGAUGAAAAUUCUUUACCUUGUUCAAAAACAUCAUUUCAUAAAAAAGAUAAUUUAUCUAAUACAAGCAAAUCAAGUUUAAAAGAUGAAUAAUUCGCAGCUAGCUAAAAUAACUCAUAAAAAUCUUUUGGAAUUAUAGUUAAUUAAGAUUAAAGUUAAAGAUAGCAUAAAUCAUUAAAUGAAUUUUAAAAAAAGGAUAUGGAGUUGUCUUAACUUAAUAAAUAAUUAACUCCAAACUCUAAUAAUCACUUUUAUUAUCCUGACAGUUAUGGAGGCUAGUCAAAAGAUACUGACCAAAUAUCUGACAUGCCAAGAGUUAGAAGUUUAAAUAAAUUAGAUGAAGACUAAGAGUUGGCAGAGAAUUAAAUUAGAAAAAACAGUCUUCCUAAAUAUGAAAAUACUAAAAAAACCCAUUUUGAAGUUUAAAAGAAAUCAUUAUUUGAUAACCAUUUAAUAAAGUAAAAUAAUUGA